AUGGACUCAAUCCUUAGAUAUGAUACGUACUUUCACCCGCCGCAACUUGCAGUUUCCGCACCCCUUUCUGGACUUCUUAUGAGCCCUGCGCUUGCGCACGUCAUCGCCCGGAGAUGUUUCCAAGGCAGACAUAUCGAUAGCCCGGCAAGCCUAGCUGAGGUGACUUGCAAUGAUCUGAUCCUGUACACGGAUUGGACUGGCUCGAUCGGCGCCCUGCAGGUCCACGAUACUCAAGGGACCGGACACGGCUUAGAUGGUCUAACGAGGUCGAGGCAGGUUCACCAUGGAGAUAGGUGGCGAUGCUCGGCUGACAGCAGAUACGAAAGGAGGAAACAGAGCCGCAGGAACGAAAACAAAACAUGCGUCAGCAAGAGCGCGCCCUUUUUGGUCCUCCCGGAGUUUACGAGGCCCACUCCUCCGGAAACCCCCUCCGGUCAUGAGGCGCUCAUUCAACCCGCGAUCGACGUGGGUUCCAAGAAUGAGUCUAACCUCUGCUCGUAUUUGGGGAAGACUGCGCUAACCUCGUGUCGUACCGAGAGAAGUCCCCGCAUCAGAAGGAUGAUGGACGUGGAAGUCGGAACAGAUCCAGCUAUCGUUCAAGGUAUGUUUGACUGGAUCGAAAUCCGCGAAAAGGGAGAAUGCUCGCGGAGGCAGUGUGGUGAUGAUGGAAUGCGUUGCUUCGAGCUUGGUGUUCAUCGUUGGGAAGUCUUCGACAACUCUGAAUCUCAAGAUAUUGCCAUUAAUUGA
Colletotrichum lupini is the source of this 747-nucleotide messenger RNA. RefSeq lists its product as uncharacterized. The transcript is spliced from 3 exons. Bases 1 to 747 code for a protein of 248 amino acids. Lineage: Eukaryota; Fungi; Ascomycota; Sordariomycetes; Glomerellales; Glomerellaceae. The record is from RefSeq and is a predicted model, not a curated record.